Molecule: messenger RNA, 1919 nt
Organism: Acanthochromis polyacanthus (spiny chromis)
Lineage: Eukaryota; Metazoa; Chordata; Actinopteri; Pomacentridae
Product: tudor domain-containing protein 1-like
Source: RefSeq, a predicted model, not a curated record
CUUGUCUGCUUUUUCUCAGUUUUUCUCAAACCCUUACUGAUUCUCUGAUCGCAUUUGCAGGACUUAAAAAGCCACUUAUUCUUUUUAUUCAUUACAGCUUUCUUUGAUUUUUUUUUCUUUUUAAUAAUCCACAUGUUUCUGGUUGUCAUUAAGAUUUUUUUUUUUCCUCAUUUGCAGCAGCUGAAAGCCAGUAGUUCAUAUGCCGAGCAGAACUGCAUUCCAGACAUUGGAACCAAAGUAAUGGGUUGGUUUCCAAAGCAGGAACAGUGGUGCAGGGCUCAGGUGAUGAAAAUAUGUGGAGUGAGUAAAGAUAAAAAUGCCUCAGAUGGUGCUGAGAGGGAGACAUCCAUCAAGGUGGAGGUGAAAAGACUGGACCACGGUGACACUGCUUGUCUGUCUCUGUGGAAUAUAAAGGAGCUGCAACCACAAAUGGCUGCUCUGCCGCUUCAAGCACUACAGGUUUCACUGGCAAAUGUGACGCCUGUGAAUCAGACAGACUGGUCUGAGGAGGCAGUAGACUGGUUCAAAGCGAUGGUGCACAACAGGACGCUCUAUGCCAGACUUUAUCCUCUGGGGCCAAAAGUUCAGGCCGAGCUGUUCUUGGAAAAGGGAGCGCUAGGAGCUAUGAGGAGGGGUGCAUCACUGUCUGUGAGACUGGCCAAAAAUGGACAUGCAAAGCAUAACACACUGAGGAAUACCAGCCUCACAAAAAGAAGCACUGUUCAACUUAACAUGCAAAAACAGGAAUCUGACUGGGAGAAGUACCUCAUCUCGCGUUACACUCAUAAGAAGUAACUGAAAGUGGAGAAUGUGUUCCAUUUUGUUGCUGUAAUUAUCUCUUGCUUGUGUGACAGACAACUAGUGUCAGAUUUAAAAUACAAGUGGUAACUCUGCCAUGGAGCACACACAUGUAGACACUGAGACACUUAUUUAUUCUUAAAAGAGCAAAAAAUUGUCGUAUUUUGAUUGACCAUCUGUGUACAAGUGAACAUACAUUGGACUGGGUUAGGGCUGCACAUAGAUGGCCAUACAAACUGCAGUGAUCGGGCAAAAAAUAUUUAAAUUUAGAAAAAAAAUCUAAUCUAAAUAACUAUUCAGAACUGUAACUCUAGGAACUGACUAGACUAGUACACAUUAAGUUGCUUGUAUCAGCUUUCUUGUGAAUUUUUAAAUAUAAAUUUCAUUUUUAGCUUUAAAAAGAUUUUGACUGUUGUUGUUGAAGCAGUAAAAAACUGUCCAAAAGAUGUUUGUGUGGGGAUUUGGAUACCAAACUGUUUUUCUUGUUGUUUUAUUUGGAACUCCUUCCCUGUAAAGAGUUAUUUUUGUGGACAUUCUGUACUUUAAAACAGAAAAAUGUGUCUCUGGUUCUGAUUUUUCCAGCCACUAGAUGGUGCGAGUUCAGUCUGAUUCCCUGCCCUCUAUUAAGUGAUGCUUGGUUUCUCUGUAUGCUACAAACUGUAUUCAUUUUUUAUUCUAUUUCAUGUUAAUGUAGCACUUUCUUUUGAUGAUAAUCAUCAAGUACAAGCUGCCUUGGUUAAUAAUAAGUUCUUGUACAAUAGCCGAUUUAUAAUUUCUCUACGUAUACAUCUUUGCUUUUGCAAUAAAGACGUGUUCUGUGCUAUUGUACUACAUGAUCUGUGCCUCUCCAUUCUGUAGAGAGAAUGUAAAUGAGCUUUAGUCCAUUCAAAAGAAUUACCAGGCCACCCAAACCCUCCCACUGCGCUUGUCACAAGUGACGCAGAGAUGCUCACAGCGCAGUGAACCGCUGUAGGUCAUUUGAUGGUGCAUGACAAGCGACCACAUUGUGCUUUCACUUGCAUGCAGUUUGUUGUUACUGUAAAUUAUUGUUUGUACUGUUGUGAGAAGGAGUGUGACCGGAACAAACUGUGAAAUCUCCGUUAAUAGUGCUGCAUAAGUAA